UGCCUCCGGCGGGCCGCAGGUAAUUUGAGUAUGAGACCCCUGUCAUAAAACAAACAUCUUUUGGGUUAGGCACCUAAUCACGUUGUAGAAGUUCCCAUGCUAACGUCACCUGACUGGCGUAAUGUAUCCAUUAUCCUGUGAGGGGCAGUAACGUGCUCAGACAGAAGCAUCUUAACUGUCAAACCCGUAACAAGAGAAGAAGAAGAAGAAGAAGAGCGAGUACAGGCGUACUAACUUCUGCAGGUCAGGUCAAGUCCAGUCCACACACGCUGAACUACAGCCGGGUAGAUAUCUAAAGACAGUAAAGAUUAUUUACCUAUACCUAUGCAGGCAGAAUAUUAACGGUAUAUCUUUAACAUUGUUCGCCUGGUUUGUUCACGCGACGUGCUCACUGUUGUAGCAGCAAAUUACCAACAACAUGGGAAGGAAAGUGACUCUCGCUACUUGUGCAUUAAAUCAGUGGGCUCUGGACUUUGGAGGCAACUUGGAGAGAAUACUGAAGAGUAUUGAGAUUGCUAAAGCUAAGGGAGCCAAAUACCGACUAGGCCCAGAGCUGGAGAUAUGUGGUUUUGGCUGUGCGGAUCACUUCUAUGAGUCGGACACGUUGCUUCACAGCUUUCAGGUCCUGAGGAAGCUUCUAGAAUCUCCUGUCACCGAGGACAUCAUCUGUGAUGUAGGGAUGCCCAUCAUGCAUCAUAAUGUGCGCUACAACUGUCGGGUCCUGUUCCUCAACAGAAAGAUACUUCUGAUUAGACCGAAGAUGAUGAUGGCCAACCAAGGGAACUACAGAGAGAUGCGCUGGUUCUCACCUUGGAAAGAGUUAAGGCAUGUAGAGGAGUAUUUCUUGCCCAGAAUGAUCCAGGAGGUAACGGGGCAGGAUACAGUCCCAUUCGGUGACUGUGUGCUGUCCACCAACGACACUUGCAUUGGCACUGAGUUAUGCCAGGAGCUCUGGAGCCCCAGAAGCCCUCAUAUUUACAUGGCUCUGGAUGGGGUUGAAAUCUUUACAAAUUCGUCUGCCAGCCACCACGAGCUCCGCAAAGCUGACCUAAGAGUCAACCUGGUCAAGUCAGCCACCACAAAGUGUGGAGGUAUCUACCUGUAUGCCAACCAGAGAGGCUGCGACGGAGACCGUGUCUACUAUGAUGGUUGUGCCAUGGUGGCCAUCAACGGAGACAUCGUGGCUCAGGGAGCACAGUUCUCACUAAAUGAUGUGGAGGUGAUUACAGCCACUCUGGACCUUGAGGAUGUGCGGAGCUACAGAGGAGAAGUGUGCCAGCCAAACAUGGAAAUUGAACCCAAACCUUGCCACAGGAUCAAAGUUAAUUUCUCUUUAUCCAACGCUGACGAUAUCUACCUCCCUACCCACCAACCAAUAACAUGGAACUUUCAUACACCAGUGGAAGAGAUCAGUUUAGGGCCGGCCUGCUGGCUGUGGGACUACCUGAGGAGGAGUGGACAGGCUGGUUUUCUGUUGCCCCUGAGUGGAGGUGUCGACAGCUCCUCCACCGCCUGUCUCGUCCACUCAAUGUGUGUGCUGCUGUGCCAGGCUGUAGAGGAGGGCAACAGCCAGGUGCUUGAGGAUGUCCGCAGAGUGGUAGGGGAUGACUCCUACCGUCCUCAGCACCCAAGGGAGCUGUGUGGUCGCAUCUUAACCACUUGCUACAUGGCCAGCGAAAACUCCUCAGAGGACACAUGCAGAAGGGCCAAAGACCUGGCCGAUCAGAUCGGCAGCACACACAUGAAUAUUAACAUUGAUAUGGCAGUGAAAGGCAUUCUGGGUAUCUUCUCAGUGGUUACUGGAAGGUUGCCUCAGUUUCGCACAAAUGGAGGAAGCCACAGAGAAAACCUCGCUCUGCAGAAUGUACAGGCUCGAGUCAGGAUGGUCCUGGCCUACCUGUUUGCCCAGCUGAGUCUGUGGGCCCGGGGGAAGCCAGGUGGACUGCUGGUGCUGGGCUCAGCCAACGUAGAUGAGAGUCUGACAGGGUAUUUCACAAAAUAUGACUGCUCCAGUGCUGACAUCAACCCAAUAGGAGGCAUCAGUAAGAUGGACCUGAAGAGCUUCCUGCUUUACUGUGUCGAGCAGUUCCAGCUCACCUCUCUGAGAGGCAUCCUGGCUGCUCCGCCCACAGCUGAACUGGAGCCGCUGACAGACGGACAGGUGUCGCAAACUGAUGAGGCAGACAUGGGGAUGACUUAUUCUGAGUUAUCUGUGAUUGGAAAACUGAGGAAGAUCUCAAAGUGCGGCCCCUUCAGUAUGUUCUGUAAACUGAUUCACAUGUGGAAGGAUGCACUCUCACCCACUGAGGUGGCCCAGAAAGUGAAGCACUUCUUCCGUAUGUACUCAGUCAACCGCCACAAGAUGACCACAGUGACGCCGUCCUACCACGCUGAGAGCUACAGCCCUGAUGACAACCGAUUUGACCUCCGACCUUUCCUCUAUAACACGCGCUGGACCUGGCAGUUCAGGUGCAUCGACAACCAGGUGUCCCAGGUGGCAGCAAACACCCCAAAGCAAUAAGGAACUCAGGUCUUCAAUGUCCACUGAAAACCAUCAUAACUGUGACAGAUGUAAAAUACGCGGUUGCCCAUGACGUUGGAAUAAUCCAUCCAUCCAUCCAUCCAUUCCAUCCAUUUUCCUCCGCUUAUCUGGGGCCGGGUCGUGGGGGCAGCAGGCUAAGCAGGGCAUUCCAGACGUCCCUCUCCCUAGCUACAACGUCCAGCUCCUCCUGGGGGACCCCGAGGCGUUCCCAGGCCAGGCCAGAGAUAUAAUCCCUCCAUUGUGUUCUGGGUCUUCCCAGGGGCCUCCUACCAGUUGGACGUGCCCAGAACACCUCUAACGGGAGGCGCCCAGGAGGUUCCUUACCAGAUGCCCAAACUACCUCAGCUGACUCCUUUCAACGCGAAGGAGCAGCGGCUCUACUCCGAGCUCCCUCCGGAUGUCUGAGCUCCUCACCCUAUCUUUAGGGCUGAGCCCAGCCACCCUACGGAGGAAGCUCAUUUUGGCUGCUUGUAUCCGCGAUCUCGUUCUUUCGGUCACUAUCCAAAGCUCGUGGCCACAGGUGAGGGUUGGAACAUAGAUGGACUGGCAUCACUGCUGACGCCGCACCAAACCGCCUGUCCAUCUCACACUCCGUUCUACCCUCACUCGUGAACAAGACCCCGAGAUACUUGAACUCCUUCGCAUGAGGCUGCACCUCUCUCCCCACCCAGAGGGGACAGUCCACUGUUUUCCGGCAGACAACCAUGGCCUCAGACUUGGAUCAGACACAAUCCUCUGUUAAUUGUGGUUUCAUUUCCAAUGUGAUAUGAUGAUUGAAUAAUAGAGUUUUGAGAAGAUGUACACUUUAUCUGUCAAGAAUAAAUCACAUUGCCACAGUCAGUUCAUGGAAAGAGGUAAAAAAAUAUAUUUUAUUCCAACUUUAUGGGUGACCGUGUAGUAUUUAGUGACUUUGUGCUUUGAGUAAUGCCAAAUACUUUGUACUGUUUUUGUAAACAGAGGGCCAAUCAGGGGAGACAGUCGUGUGUGGGACUAUAAGGAACCUUUGUUCUACCUCAGUCAUUGUCACAAUUGUGGCAAACUUUGCUAAGAAUCAUGGGAUCAUCUGAAGUCUUGUCUAAUGUGGAAUUCAGUAUUGCAGUCAGUUGUGGCAAAAAAAAAAUGCAACAUAUUAAAUCAUCAAAGUUAAGAA
Centropristis striata (black sea bass) is the source of this 3692-nucleotide messenger RNA. RefSeq names its product NAD synthetase 1 (gene nadsyn1). Gene Ontology annotation, cellular component: cytoplasm. The record is from RefSeq and is a predicted model, not a curated record. Gene Ontology annotation, biological process: NAD+ biosynthetic process. Bases 419 to 2521 code for a protein of 700 amino acids. Gene Ontology annotation, molecular function: NAD+ synthase (glutamine-hydrolyzing) activity; ATP binding; glutaminase activity. The transcript has 21 exons. NCBI's taxonomy places the organism in Eukaryota, Metazoa, Chordata, Actinopteri, Perciformes, Serranidae.